AUGGACGUGAAUAAUGCAUUCUUACAUGGGGAGGUCGAUCGAGACAUAUACAUGGAGCAACCAAAAGGCUUCGAAAGUAAAACUCAUCCUCAGUACGUGUGUAAGUUAAGGAAAGCCGUCCACGGACUAAAACAGGCACUAAGAGCAUGGUAUGACAAAAUAGGUGAGUUCCUAGUGCAAAGCGGAUAUCAAGUUACACCUGCAGAUUCAAGCUUAUUCGUCAAGAAGCAACAGGAGAAGAUAUCCAUCGUGCUGGUCUACGUGGAUGACCUAAUCAUUACUAGAGAUGAUGAAGAGGAGAUUAAUAGCAUAAGAGAGAAUCUAUCUAUACGCUUUCAAAUGAAGGAGCUCGGAGAACUGCGACACUUUCUUGGGCUCGAGGUGGAGCGCAUUCCUAUGUCAACAAAAGUACGCAAAGGAUAUUCUCCAAAGCCAAAUAUCAGAUUAUGUGCAGAAGAAGGGAAGGAAUUGGCUAACUCAACUAUGUAUCGACAACUGGUCGGUAAUUUAAUAUAUCUAACUAUGACCCGACUAGACAUAGCUUAUGCAGUUGGAGUAGUUAGUCGAUACAUGCAACGGCCAAAGAAACCCUAUCUAGAAGCAGUUCGACGUAUUCUAAGGUAUAUAAAAGGGACUAUCGACUACGGCCUCCUGUAUAGAAAAGGAGAGGCUUGUGAGCUCAGAGGCUACUGUGAUGCUGACUAUGCUGGAGAUCAUGAUACAAGACGAUCAACUACUAGAUAUGCAUUCAACCUUGGUUCAGCAGUAGUCUCUUGGUGCAGUAAAAGACAACCGACUGUGUCGUUUUCUACAACUGAAGCUGAGUACAGGUCAGUAGCAAUGGCGGUACAAGAGAGCACAUGGUUGAUGCAGUUGAUGAAUAACCUACAUCAACCUACAGAUUAUGGAGUGGAUCUCUACUGCGACAACCAAUAA
Molecule: messenger RNA, 936 nt
Organism: Ananas comosus (pineapple)
Lineage: Eukaryota; Viridiplantae; Streptophyta; Magnoliopsida; Poales; Bromeliaceae
Exons: 2
Coding region: 1-936 (311 amino acids)
Source: RefSeq, a predicted model, not a curated record